UUAGGUCAGGAUUCAGCUGUAAACUGUGACAGCUCUCGGAUCACACUCCUGCUCUAAAAUAGCAACAAUGCUGCUUUACCUUGAACUUAGCGAUGUCUACCACUAAGGGUAAGUCAGUGAGGUCCUCUGCUUCAUACCAAGGUACCUCCUCAUUACAAAUGCAGGAUGCGUUGCAGUCCCAGCUCCAUGCUCAACCUGUUACGCACGGGGCGCUUGCGGUCAUGCAGUAGGCGAGGGAGGAGCAGACUCCCCUUAUGGCUCCGGAAGAUAUGGCUUUACCUAAAGCUGCUGGUUCGGUCACUUUGUUUCAAUUCCCUCACAGACUCCGAUGUAGUUUUCGACUCCAUCUUUGAGCCGGUGUUUUGGACUGUGGAUUAUGUCACACGAUGGUUUGGCCUGGUAUUUGUUUGUCUGGUGGUGAUACUGACCAGCUCCAUCGUGUUGAUCGCCUACAUAGUACUUCUUCCUCUGGUCUUAAACACUUACUCUCCUCCAUGGAUUGCUUGGCACAUAUGUUAUGGACACUGGAACCUCAUCAUGAUCGCUUUUCACUACUACAAAGCUGCAAAGACUUCCCCUGGAUAUCCUCCUACAGAAAAAAAUGACCGGCCUUUUGUUUCAGUCUGUAAAAAAUGCAUCAUGCCUAAACCAGCAAGAACUCAUCACUGUGGUAUCUGUAACAGGUGCAUUUUGAAAAUGGACCACCAUUGCCCGUGGUUGAAUAACUGCGUGGGUCAUUUGAACCACCGUUAUUUCUUCUCGUUCUGCCUUUUCAUGACUCUCGGCUGUGUCUACUGUAGCAUCAGCGGCAGAAACCUGUUCCUUGAUGCGUACAACGCUCUAGAGCGCUUUAAACAUUUGGAUUUGGAAAAGCCGGGAAUUCCUGUAACAGGGAUGGGACCUCUUAUAGGGCUUCUUCCAUCUGGACAGACCAACUUCCAGACAGCUGCACCUCCAUACACCUUCAAGGACAGGAUGAUUCAUAAGAGCAUCAUCUACAUGUGGGUUCUCACCAGCACUGUGGGUGUGGCUCUGGGAGCUCUGACAGUUUGGCAUGCUGUUCUCAUAUCCAAAGGAGAGACCAGCAUAGAGAGACACAUGAACAAGAAGGAAAGACAGAGACUGGCAGCCUGGGGCAAGGUUUACAGAAACCCUUUCCACUAUGGAAAGCUGAACAACUGGAAAAUCUUCUUUGGGGUGGAGAAAAAUAGUCACUGGGUGACACGUGUUCUGCUCCCCUCUGGACACCCGCCACAUGGAGAUGGCUUGACAUGGGACAUCUUCCCAGUCAGGAAGGACUUGAUACCUGUAUGACAGACUGGUUCAGUACACCUGUAGCCCAAAAUUAUUUCUCUGUCAACCGACGUUAUCCAGCUGGCUCACAGGAUUCCCACUAGGUGAUUCCACCAGACCCUAUCAACCUCCAUUACCUCAAAAUGACGGGUUUAGAUAGAAUUCUCCCCAUAAAUAUUUCUUGUAAACUGACUCGAGUUUGAGCACAUGAGUAUUGGAUAGAAAAAAAAAAACACCAAAAAACAC
Messenger RNA from Cyprinodon tularosa, 1539 nucleotides. It is a transcript of the gene zdhhc16a, whose product is annotated as zinc finger DHHC-type palmitoyltransferase 16a. The record is from RefSeq and is a predicted model, not a curated record. Gene Ontology annotation, biological process: protein palmitoylation. NCBI's taxonomy places the organism in Eukaryota, Metazoa, Chordata, Actinopteri, Cyprinodontiformes, Cyprinodontidae. Gene Ontology annotation, molecular function: palmitoyltransferase activity. The transcript has 11 exons. The coding region runs from base 166 to 1314 and encodes 382 amino acids. Gene Ontology annotation, cellular component: Golgi apparatus.